Molecule: messenger RNA, 1385 nt
Organism: Astyanax mexicanus (Mexican tetra)
Lineage: Eukaryota; Metazoa; Chordata; Actinopteri; Characiformes; Acestrorhamphidae
Product: lymphocyte antigen 75
Exons: 5
Coding region: 333-1181 (282 amino acids)
Source: RefSeq, a predicted model, not a curated record
AAACUGUUUAUUUGGUUGAGUAAAGUGCUUCUGUUUAUUUACAGUUAGCAUUAGCAUUUAAUGCUCUAGCUUUACUUAAAUGCUAACCCUGAGUGUUACAGUAAGCCAGGGUGAUAUCAGCUAGCGGUUCGUCCCACGUAGCUUGUUUUAACACGGUAAACAUGCAGGUUACAGUCCAUAUACUCACCUCUGAACUGCGAAAGUGCUAGCAAGGUUUUCUGGGUAUCUCUUCUCUCUCUCGAGAAUUCUUCUAUGUGCGUGACGGCAAGACCUGGAAAGAUGCUCAGCUGUACUGCAGAACCACCUACACUGACCUGGCAACCAUAGACAGCAUGAAUGAGAAGACUAGGGCUAAAGGGAACGUGGAUUUUCUGUACAUUGGUAGUGUGUGGAUUGGUCUGACUAAGGUGGGCUACAUCCACUGGGGCUGGUCUAUGGGAGAGAACACUCUCUCAGACUACAACAACUGGAACAAAGAACAACCAGACAAUUCGUUUUUGGAAGGACACUGUGGAGCAAUUUCCCAAAUAAACGGAUACUGGUCUUCAGUCAGCUGCUUAGAAAUCUUGAACUUCGCAUGCUAUGAUGAGUCAGAUGGCAUGUUCUACCAACCAGUUGUGACUCUAAGUUGGAGUGAAGCUCAGACGUACUGCAGAAAUUUCCGCACGGACUUGGCCAGCAUCCGUAACCCCAGUGAACAGAGUCGAGUGUUCAAGUUCGUGGACACUACAGAUUACAUGUGGAUCGGGCUGUUUGGCGACACCUGGAGCUGGUCUGACCAGAGCUCUACGACUUUCCGCUACUGGGGAUCAGGAAGACCACUGGACCUUAACCUCAACUACUCCAACUGUGUCGCUAUGGACAUGAGUGAAUUUGGUUUGUGGACCAAUUAUAACUGUAACAACAAGCUGCCGUUCAUGUGUUACAAAGUUGCUGAAUCUACAAAGAGACAAGUGGUGGAAUUUAAAGUCACCUCAGAUGGUGAUCUGAAUAUGAUGAAGGAAAACAUCCUGAAGAUGAUUGGUGACAAUCUGAGAGCUCAAGGAAACAAUUAUUCCAAUCUGAGCUGGAGAGAGAGUAACGGACAAGUCUUCACUGCUGAGAAGAACGAGACCGCUGUAAAGCUUCCAGAAAGCUGUGAAGUUACACCACUGGUUAUUGAUAAUUCCACUCAAACUUAAUCUUUUUAAACGUCCUAAAUGUUCACUAAGCAGUUUGCAAAAGGAAAGAGUGCAUAUCUCUGUUAUCUAUAAUGUAACAUUAUUUACAUGUCAUCUAUACAUGUGUAAUUAGGAGUAGAUUGUAAAAUGCUACUGUAUUUUACUGUGUGCUACAUUAUUUCUGCUGUAGAAUGACAACAUUUGGGUUAGAUAUUAAAAGAUGAA